Messenger RNA from Brugia malayi, 342 nucleotides. It is a transcript of the gene Bma-bmy-1.1, whose product is annotated as Mesoderm development candidate, putative. The transcript is spliced from 3 exons. Gene Ontology annotation, biological process: protein folding. NCBI's taxonomy places the organism in Eukaryota, Metazoa, Nematoda, Chromadorea, Rhabditida, Onchocercidae. The record is from RefSeq and is a predicted model, not a curated record. The coding region runs from base 1 to 342 and encodes 113 amino acids.
AUGAAACAGGCAGAAACACCGGAAGAGUUAAUGAUGCUAUCAAAGAAGGGACAAUCUGUAAUGAUGUUUGUUGGUAUUGGUGACGUUAAUGGUAAACGAGCGGAGAAGUUUUACACGGAAAGAUGGAUUGGAGUAUGGCGAAACAGUCUUUUCAAUAAUCAUAUCGACGUCCAGACAUUUACAAUCGACGAUAAUCGUGCAAUCUUCAUGUUUGCAGAUGGAUCGAAGGCCUGGGAAGGAAAGGAUUUCUUGUUAAAACAACCACAAGUAAGCGAAGUAUCGCUGGAAGGACGACAAUAUCCCGGAUUGGCUUCCAGGAAGAACAAAAAGGAGGAAUUGUGA